AUGGCGCAAAUUCCGAUCUUCAUUGACCAGACGGAGCGGGUCCACAAAGUCGCCCAGUCCGACAUGUUUGUUGCAAAGAGAUCGGAGCUUCUGGAACAGGGAUGGGAACUACACCUCCAACUUAAAGAUUGGUAUCAUGCACUUACAAGAAGGGUUUCCGAGCCGCUCUACGUCGAGUAG
This is a messenger RNA of Cladophialophora yegresii CBS 114405, 180 nucleotides long. RefSeq lists its product as uncharacterized. NCBI's taxonomy places the organism in Eukaryota, Fungi, Ascomycota, Eurotiomycetes, Chaetothyriales, Herpotrichiellaceae. The transcript has a single exon. The coding region runs from base 1 to 180 and encodes 59 amino acids. The record is from RefSeq and is a predicted model, not a curated record.